CCACGCCAUUCUCCGCGGGUUGCACCAAGCAAUCGUGGUGGAGGCGAGAAAGAACAUCGUGGGAGCCCGGCCACCUAAAUUCAAGGGUAAACCGGUUUUCGCUGAGGGGCAGCUGAGGGUCUUCGCAGAGGACGAAUACUCGGCCGCCUGGUCUCAGCGAUGCAUCCAGUCCCUAACCUUGCCAGACAUCUCCCUAACGGCAGUUCGCCAGUCGGAGAUGGCAAGGAGAGUUAAGUGCGGGCUCCUUAUACCCAACAUAAACAACUCGUCCUGGGAAGACGUCCGUCAGGCAGCUGACGGACUGAAGUACCAGAAUGAAUGGGCCAAGGUCGGCACUUGGUCCAUCAUUGAGAUACUGCGGCAAGACCAGGGGUGGUUUGUCGCCUUCACAAUCCCCGAAGACCUCGUCCCCGCCUUUAUGGAGAGGGGGAGAUCCCUGAACUGUGGAGUGGGUAAUGUCUACCUCAGGUUCAGGGGUCCCGGAGGCAAAUACCUGGACCAGCCUCCCACCCUGCAGGACUCCACCCUAAGGGUAACGGGAGCACAGGUCCCUAGUCGACAGGCCCCGGGCACCCCCGGUCAGAGUAAAUCUGCCUCCGGAGAGGAAGUUGCCCCCCCAUCGAUGCCCAAGCCAACGACAGCCGAACCCUCGGAGGAUGAACUCCUUGGCACUGGUGAUGAACCAGCCGGGACAUCAUCCGACGGUGAGUACCUGUCGGCUUGGAUAGAGACGGGGCUGGCCGACAUGUUGAAGGAGGGAGGGGAGAUGCAAGACGGAGACCCCACCACCGACAACAUGGACACCGGCUAGUGUCCUACAAGCAAACCUCCAGCACAGCGUGGCCGCUACGGCCCAACUGAGACGCUGCCUGGUAGGUUUGCCAACAGCCGUUGCCCUCCUACAAGAACCAUGGGUGGGCAACGGUCACAUACGCGGGCUCUCCGACACGAAAGGUAAGCUCUAUUACUCCACGGUACACGCCGUCCCUAGGGCUUGUAUCCUAACCACUAACAAUAUCAUUGCACAACCGCUCACUGAGUUCUGUUCCAGAGACCUGUGUGCGAUUAAACUACAAGUUCCACUGCCAACAGGCUGUCGCGACCUAGUCCUCGCCUCGGCGUACAUGCCCGGAGAGGACGAGCCGCCGCCCGCCGAACUACAACGACUGGUCAGCCACUGCGAGAGAGUGGGCCUCGCAUUAAUCAUCGGGGCCGACUCCAACGCACACCACCCGCUGUGGGGAAUGGAGACCAGUAACAACAGAGGUGUCACAGACAGUCCCCUAUGCAGAGGAUGCAUGGAGACAGAAGAAACAGCCUCUCACGUGGUGCUGGAGUGCAGCGGAGUGGCCCCAUACAGGGCAAAACAUCUCGGAUCCCCGAGAGACCUCCCCGAGGUCCUACUCAACAUCAAAGGUUUGAUAGGUUUCCUCGAGGAGCUGGGCUGGCAGGACUAGCCCACCCCCAUGUCACGCAAAAUAGGCGCCAGUCGUCGAGUUGCGGAAAAUCGCCCGAACUACAAUACAAUACAAU
This is a messenger RNA of Cydia strobilella, 1533 nucleotides long. RefSeq lists its product as uncharacterized. The transcript is spliced from 2 exons. The record is from RefSeq and is a predicted model, not a curated record. NCBI's taxonomy places the organism in Eukaryota, Metazoa, Arthropoda, Insecta, Lepidoptera, Tortricidae. Bases 1125 to 1457 code for a protein of 110 amino acids.